GUCAACCCCUCUUGGCACACAUCUGCGACUUGGUGUGACAGCACGCUCAGCCACUCGCGAGGACCACAAUUUGCUCUCAGCGAAGAAGGCAUUCCGGAUAGAGAUGGCCCCGUAACUGAAACGGUUCUUCCUCGAGCAACUCUCCUCCACCAGUCCGAAUCUGUCACUAGUGCUGCUACUGCACGGUCAAUGAUGGCAAUCCAGCUUCUUCUCAGCAAGACGAGAUCCCCGCUAUCCUUGCGAUGGUGUGGUUCUCGUGCCUUGCUUGACCCGCUGCGCACGGGAUAACCCUGCCGACAGCAGCAGCGGACGCUUUCCUCCCCUACACCUAGUCAACAUCUCUAGUGUGUCAACAUCACGGGCAGUCGACAAACCCCCCGCACGACUGGUUUGAGAACAUGGCACCUUUCUACUACACUGGAGAACUUCACUGAGACUAGUCAGGACCCGAGCGCAAAUCCCCGCGGGCCGCCGCAACGUUGACAUGAAUAAGCUUGUCUACGAGCCAUGUUCACCUUGUCCGUGUGCUUUCCCAAGGGUACUGCCUUGGCGAUCGCCUCCGAACUCCCGCUAUGCAGGCCAUACAUGAGUCCGGAUCGUCUCGACUCUGAGUCUAAUUUUGGACCUGCAGGCUUAUUGAAGCCUGUCACAGCGCCGUUUCUAUCACCUGUCCUCAAGCGAGAGACUUUCGAGCGUGGCAUCGUACUCUUCUGUGGCGAGCUGCCCUCUCCUCGCUCGCACACCUCAACCUUGCCCCCUGAGCCUAGAUCUUACACUCGGUCCAACUGGGUCGGUCAUUCUGGAACUCACGAUUCUUUUGUUCAGCGCACUCCUCAAACAGGCCCCUGCACUUGACUUAGUAGUGUCUGGUUGUGUCUGGGUCGGAUAACCAUCACGGUGGUGAUUGUCCGGAGAAGAGCAGAUUCAACCGACUAAGCCUAGUGGAGCAUCACGCACCCACACCUCGUCGGCGAACGACUUUAUAUCUAAACCGAGACUUUCGUCUCUUCUCUGUCGGUCCGGAUCUUCUGCUCCCCAACCUACUCGUUCGCCUCCUUCUCUUCUUUUCAUCUCAUUCUUUUUCUCUUUAUAGUCUACUGCGUGGACUUCCUUUCCUUUUCCUUUUCUGUUAGGCUUGACGCCACAGAAGUUUCCACUUUACGACAAUUACCUAGUCUCUAUGUUUGUUUAGCAAACCGCGUCUCGAUGACUUUCACUCUCUCAUGGCGCCAAGCCGCCGUGGCAGCGUUGUUGUUCAACGCGGCGGUAACGGCCAACUACGAUACUCGACGAAAUAAUGAAGCCUCGGAAGAUACAAAGCGGGCUUUGAAUGUUGCCUCCGUAAAGGCUCGAGGCCUGAAUGUCAGAAACUUUGUACAGAAGUUGGACGUCGAUAGUGUAUUGUCUGCUCUUGGCAGUAAUAACAAGGCACAGGGCGAUGGGACUCCGGAAAUAGCUCCUCUUGCUGCUGAUGGGGCUGUUCCUGCUGCCCCUCAAGCCCAACCGGCAGCACCACCGGCACCGGCUGCGGGAGAGGCUCCUCCUCCUCCUCCCCCGGCAAAUGGAGCAGCACCUCCUCCUCCUCCUCCGGUGAACGGUGCACCUCCUCCGCCUCCCGAUCCAAACGCUGCUCCUCCUCCUCCGCCGCCUAACGGUGCUCCUCCACCACCGCCUGACCCAAACGCGGCUCCCCCGCCUCCGCCCCCCGCGAAUGGCGCUCCUCCACCUCCUCCUCCGGCUAACGGUGCUCCCCCGCCACCAUCACCUAACGGAGCACCGCCGCCGCCGCCUCCCGAUCCAAAUGCCGCUCCCCCAGACCCGAACGCACCUCCUCCACCACCUCCUGAUGGAGCGCCGCCGCCGCCGCCUGAUCCAAAUGCAGAGCCACCACCACCUCCUCCAGAGGGAGGACCGGCUCCUGACCCGAAUGCCCCUCCCCCGCCACCUCCUGAUGGAGGUCCAGCUCCCGAUCCCAAUGCUCCUCCACCACCACCUCCAGACGGCGAGGCACCUCCCCCUCCUCCUGAUGAUGGGCCUUCACCACCACCUCCCGAUGGAGGACCGGCUCCCGACCCUAACGCUCCUCCUCCACCACCGCCUGAUGCCGAGGGAGCUCCACCACCGCCGCCAGAGGCUGCUCCCGCUGUAGCUGGUGAGCCUCUUGCGCCAUUGGCCGUAGGGGCUCCUCCUCAACCUGCUGCAGCUCAACCUCCUCCUCCUCCCGCUCUCGCGGGAAAUGGAACUGACCCUGCAGGCAAGAAAGGAAAGAAGGGCAAGGGCAAGGAUGACGCCGGCAAGAAAGCAAGGGACGAUGCAAAGAAGGCAAGAGACGAAGCCAAGAAGAAGGCUGAGGGACAGCUAGCAGGUGCUGCUGGCCCCGGCCAGGCGGCCGCCAACGGAACAGCACCUGCGCCUCCGGGCAAGAAGGGAAAGAAAGGCAAGGAUGCCAAGGGCAAGGACGCAAAGAAGCUGAAGGAUGGAAAGGGCAAGGGGGCGAUUCCCGGCGCCGCAGGUAAUGGCACCGAAGCCGUUGGACCAGAUGGAAAAGCCAAGAAGGCCAAGAAGGACAAGAAGGCUAAAGGCAAAGCCGCACUUCUUCCAGGAGCGGCCGUGAACGGCACGGCGCCAGCAGGUCCAGAUGGCAAAGCCAAGGGCAAAGGCAAAGACGAUGACCCCGAGGCGAAGAAGAAGGCCAAGGACAACGGUCCCGAGGGUGCCGCUGGGCCCGCCGAGGAAGCUGCGGGUGGACCUGAAGGCAAAGGCAAAGGAAAAGGUGACGACCCCGAGGCUAAGAAGGCAAAGGAAGCGGCUGCUGGGGGAGAGGGAGCAGCAGCCGCAGGGAAAUCGGCUGGAGCAGCAUUUGAAAGACGUCGACGAGCGAGCUUCGUGAAGCGGCGAAACCUCAUGUCCAAUUUUGGCUGGUGAUCUGAGAUCAAAUUCUUGUGCUGCUAGCCCAUCGUACUCUCACUCACUCAUGGGUAUCAAUGGGCGACAUUCUGCAUACAAUGUUUUCAUUACACUAUCUCACUCGUUUCUAUACAUUCAAA
Colletotrichum scovillei is the source of this 3047-nucleotide messenger RNA. RefSeq lists its product as uncharacterized. The coding region runs from base 1207 to 2925 and encodes 572 amino acids. The transcript has 2 exons. The record is from RefSeq and is a predicted model, not a curated record. NCBI's taxonomy places the organism in Eukaryota, Fungi, Ascomycota, Sordariomycetes, Glomerellales, Glomerellaceae.